Messenger RNA from Amoebophrya sp. A25, 3465 nucleotides. NCBI's taxonomy places the organism in Eukaryota, Dinophyceae, Syndiniales, Amoebophryaceae. The record is from the annotation of a GenBank genome assembly.
AUGCCCUUCUACGACUUUUUACAGAACAGUGCUGCAGCAGGAGUCUCUGUCGCCUCCACUGUAGCACUUUUUAAUCCUCUGGACACACUCAAGGUCCGAUGGCAGGUCACGGGAAGUGCCGUUGCUUCAUCGAGCUCUGUGGCUGCUGUGAGCAGCAAAAUAGUUACGACUAGAGCCAAGAAUAUAAGAGAGCAAAACAGUUUGUUCAGUUAAGGCUCCAUAACUAAGAUUAGUCGUAGUGUCUCUAUCUACUAAGAAUAGCUUGGCUUAAGACCCGCAGGAGCACCACUUGUAGAGUACCUACUUGUUGAUGACUAAUCUAAAUUUUUCAAUUUUCCAAGGUUGAUUCUGACAUCAUGGUUGUGUAUCUCUCACAACUAAGAAAGUUUGUGAUCGUUGUGGGAGUGUAAGCUCUACUCUAACCAAGCUCCCACGACCAUGCUCUCUUUCGCGCAACAAAUACUGAAACAGGAGGGCUUUUGGCGAGGCCUCCAUCGUCCAGGUCUCGUGCCAAAUGCAGGUGCCAUGGGACUAGCAAGCGCAACUAGGAUGGGUAUAUGUUAGCAUGUACCGCUCUUGCUAGAUAUAGGUAGAACAAAAAGACGAGGUAUUCGGGUUUUAUGUGAUUGAAUUCAUAUUACCGAGUACUAGGAGAAGAGGUGGUGAAUUUUUAUGUGAAUGAAUUCAUAUUUCCGAGUAUUAGGAGAAGAGCUGGGGAAUUUUUAUGUGAUUGAAUCCAUACUGAGUAGAUGCUAGGCAUCUAUCACGAUUUUUAGUAAAUAUUCAGGCGAAUACAAACCUGGUGAGUUUUAACAAACCUACACUAGGUCUCUACCCUUAUUUUCGGGACGGCCUGGUAGCCCUCGCUGGGGCUGAAGAAAAAAACGCUGGCAUCAUGUUUGUUGGCGGACUGAUCCCUGGUUUUAUCGGCUAUGUGCUUGUUUUUAUGAACGCGACUCUUGUAAUUUGUGAGUCUGGUCGUGUAGAGCUUCACUGCACCAUCGAGAAGUAACCCCCAAAACCGGCCCUGAUUUAUGUAGUGUUAAUCAUUAUCAUUUGAUCUCCGGCUCGUCCUAGUACAAGCAUACAUAGCAUCUCAUCUGGAGCAAGUCUUGAUCAUUAGCAGCAUUUCUAAGGAAGUAUUUUAUAAUUUCCCCAAGAUGAAGCAUUAGACUUUGCCUACCUCGUUUCUUCUACCGUUAAUUUUUCCCCAGUGUACCAAGCCAAGAACCGGAUGCAGGCAGAGGCCGGGCUUUUGGACCCAGCAAGCGGUCUGCUGCUGUCCGGCGCCCGUGCUGGCAAGCCACCCGAAUUAAGGAUUCUAUAACAGCAAUAGAAUUAGCCUUCUCAACAUCAACAAAAUUAGCCCUCUAGUACUACAAGUGCAACCCAAGCGUUUCUGAAUGGACAGAAACAUAGUCAGGCUGAUCAGUCCAAAUAGUGAGAUGCAGCAUCACUCUUACUAAGCGAAUGUUGCUGCGUCUCGCUAUUUGGACUUGAAGUCAUUUCGAAUGACGAGACACGUUGUGGACCAGAGAGGGGCCUCUAACUGAAUAUAGAGAAAAGACGUUGUAUUGUUUACGGUGUAUUGCGGCGGAGGGAAAUUUAUAUAGGGCGUCCGCAGCAAUGGGUUUUCGCGGUGCUGCGCUUACCGCAGGCCAAAUGUUGGUUAUGCUCGACAGCAAAUGAGCUCUAUUUAUUAUUUCUUCCAAAAAUGUCAAAUAAAUAUGCAUGAAGAAGGAGCUUUCACGCUGUGGUGCUUGAGAAUCAGACAUCAUUCAUCUUCUCCACGAUGUUUAUUUCCUGUUCAUCAUUCUUCUGACUUCUGAAAGAAAAAGAAUAGCUCCAAAUAGUCGUGGUAUUUCCACUGUUGUACUACUGUACGAGACGUUCUCAAGACCUCUAAGGAAUGUUAUGACGGGUGCAAGACCUACACGCGACGUAUGGAACCACUCGCUUGCUGGCUUGGACUCCUGAAGGAGGACAAGAAAGUUGCGACGCCUAUGCCAGACACGGAGAACGGUCAUGAUUCGUCUUCUGGUGCGGCACCAAAAAUAUGCUCAGAGACGCCGCUGCUGCACCUACUAGCCUCGUUGGCGGGGGCACUUUUCGCAACGCUCUCGUGUAUGCCUUUCGACAACGUCAUGGUUCGGUAUUAGUCAAAUAAACUAUAAAGUCAUCUGAAAGUUAUUUUAUUUUUCAAAACCUGAUCGUAAUCAUGAUCUUUUGAUUAUCUUCAAGCAGGUACCAAACAAAGCGCGAGAAGUAUUGUGGGAGUGUGUCCGAUUGCGUCCGUACAGUAGCAAAGGAGGAAGGCGUCCGUGGUUUUUACCGUGGGGGAUAUGCUGACAGGAAAAUGAUUACUCAUGAUAUUACUCAAGAUUCUGGCCGGUUGCCCGUUCAGAUAUUCUAGAUAUUUUGCCUAGGUCUCCUUGUGAUGUAAUGCUGACAGACCCAGGCAGAGUCGGUUAAAACUGAGUACUUAAAACUGAGUACUUCUAACAAAAACAAACUGGUUCUUAAAACUUCAAUCUUGAGUACCUAUAGUGAGUAAGGAUUUUCUGCUUUUCAUAUAGAGAGUCCGCUUUUUAUAAGAUUCGCGAUCGUCUUCGGAAUCUACAUGCCAGUUUAUGAGCAAAUUCGAGCGGAGAUUUUUUCUAUGGGCUACUCCAACUGAGUCGUUGCGAACUCUCUGAAUGGGCUACUACGCAAAAGCGUCGAGCAUGAGGAUAACAUCACAUGCACUCAAUCACCAACAACGAACGACGACAACAACUUUCCCCCAACACCGUCCGACACUUCGAAAAAUCGAAGAAGGGAUACUCAGUAGGCCCACGACUCGGUAAGUGACAACGCACAAAAUGGAGCGAUUGAAAAUCUUCUGGGUUUUUCUAGGUAGGCAGCUCCACGUAACAUCAUAACAGUAGGCACUUGCGCACCUCGUCCACGAAACUACAUAUUAUGAAUACUUCAUGAUCUCGUUAUUGAGAAGUAUCAAAUCCAGCAUCCACGACAAGCUAAGAUGAACAAUUUUUUCCCUUGUGUGCCGUGUAGUUCGUAGUUCCGUCAUUUGAGUUGUACGUUUACGUAGCUCUCGAAGAAUAAGGAUUACGAAUUUUGACUUUUUCAGUUUUUGGAGAAAUGUCCGCGGUCGUGGUUGCACAGAUUGCUUUUACAAAACCGUUAAUAUUUGAAUAGCGUGGAUUUUUGUCAUAUUUUUAGCAGAUAGAAAAAGACAUAUCAUCUAUGAAAAGAAAACUUUUACAGACUCCUUCACGGAAGACGGCUUCCAGGCAGUUUCAUGCACACGCCCAAGAACCAGGCUUCGUGUAUAAUAUCAAAACAACUAAAGACGUUGAAAUACAGACCUCCAGAGCAAGUGGAAACGACGUUUCCGAGGAGGAGCAAGAAGAAUCAGAAGGGUACGUAUUCAUUUCAUCAAACAAUAAUAUCACAACGAGUGCG